Messenger RNA from Macrobrachium nipponense, 787 nucleotides. RefSeq lists its product as uncharacterized. The record is from RefSeq and is a predicted model, not a curated record. The coding region runs from base 106 to 567 and encodes 153 amino acids. The transcript is spliced from 3 exons. NCBI's taxonomy places the organism in Eukaryota, Metazoa, Arthropoda, Malacostraca, Decapoda, Palaemonidae.
UUAGUCACUUCCUGCUGCUCUCAGGAAUAUAUAAAGCGCUUGAAGUCUUGUCAGACUACCAGUUGUUCUGUCACUGUGGCAACAAGGCUUCCAAACCAACCAGUCAUGAAGGUCCUGAUUGUAGCUUCCCUGUGCGUCGCCGUGGUGCUUGGUCAGACUCGCAUCCCACCGAAACCAACCACUCGCAAGUUGCCUGCUGACAUUCUCAGAGAUUUCCCAGGCGCUUGCUUCGCAUCCACAGCCUGCAGGGUCUUCAAGGUGGGAGAAUCCUGGCCUCUGACUCCCUUCUGCGGCAAAGCCACCUGCGUGAAGGAGGGAGAAAGGCUUCUGGAACAAGUGGAGGACUGCGGAGUCAGACCAAAGGAGACCCCAGGAUGCCGUAUUGCCAACGAAGCUGAUCUCACAAAGGCCUUCCCUGCAUGCUGCCCCGUCUACGAGUGCCAGGAAGGCGCCACUCUGCAGUUCCCAACUGAGGAAGAACUGAAAGCUGCUGCACAAGAGGCUGCUGCAAGGGCAGCAAGUGCUCUCCAGGGCCCCCAGUCUCCCCCUGCCGCCCCUGCAGCAUAAGCACUCGAAACUCACUCGCUUUUUUAAUUUCCGUACACAUGGCAUCAUUAAAUCAUUAAAAAAAACAAUGAACGACAAAAGAUCCUAAGGUGAAGAUUUUAUUGUGAUUUAACUUCUCUUCAACCUGAUUUGAAAGUUUGCAUUUGUUCCUGCACAAAUAUAUUUUCGUAAUGCCACCCAUGUGAUUCUAAAUACCAAAUACAAAUCACUACACAAAUUA